UCGUGGGUGCCCAGGGAGCUGAGUGUGGGCUGGCGGCGCAGGCGCACUGGCGGCCCGUAGGGUCGGCGCGCCUGCGCAGUCGCUCUUCCUUGGGCGGCCGCCAUGGCGGGACAAGAGGAUCCGGUGCAGCGGGAGAUCCACCAGGACUGGGCGAACCGGGAGUACAUUGAGGUCAUCACCAGCAGCAUCAAGAAAAUCGCAGACUUUCUCAACUCGUUCGAUAUGUCUUGUCGUUCAAGACUCGCAACACUAAACGAAAAAUUGACAGCCCUUGAACGAAGAAUAGAAUACAUUGAAGCACGGGUGACAAAAGGUGAGACGCUCACCUAGAACUGUGCCAUGCUGCUGCUGGGAAGUUGCUUUAUGGAACACAGGCCAUGUGGGAAAGAGCCCAGCAGCCUUCAGCUCCUUCCUCUCUCCUUAAAGAGCAACAGGGCUUAUUCUUGUUUUUAUGUUUUCAAAAGUGUGGCCUUUGGGCUCUGCCAUGUACAUCUGGGGGUGUGUUGUGGCAUGUGGGGAGAAGUCCAGGGGGAUUCUUGGAAACAGCAUUAGGAAUUUUACCUUUUCAGUAACAUUUUAUAGAACUACUUGUCAAUGUAUUUCAGGCAUUCAGAGCCAUAAGCCUGGGACUGUUGGUGAAAGUAUUCCCCACCUCUCUCUUUCUCAGAUGUUCCUUAAAGUUCUCAUUGCCUCUGCACUGAUUCUAUAAAUAAUCUUUUUCCUCCUCACCUUUGGUGAGAGACGGGGCAGUCCUAGCCAAGACACUCAUGCCCUGGCAGUGUGGUUACCAGAGAAUGUUGUUGAUAACACACCAGUUUCUUGUCAUUUGGGGGAGGUUAGGGCCAGGCUCCCACUUGGUUAGAAGAGACAUUUUGAGAGUUUUCUUUAGGUCACUGGGAGUGUCUAUGCCUUUAUUUCUCUAAUAAACUCCUCAACUUUAUCUGACUGCUGUGAUUAUGGUGGGGAGAGGAGCUAGAAAUGGGCUUACUUAUUCCACAGAAAUGUGAUAUGUAGGAUUAUUAUCCUGACAUAAAACUUUCAGAUGUAGCUGUUUGAUUCAAAGCCUGGGUGGCUUACCAGCCCGAGUUCUCAUGUUUGGAGUUUCAGCUGACUAAGUCAUCCUGGGAAUCAUUUGGGCAUUCAGCACAUUUAUCAAGUACUUACUAUGUAGGCAUGUUAUACGCCAAUAAAAGUUCCAACGUUAAAUCA
This is a messenger RNA of Carlito syrichta (Philippine tarsier), 1209 nucleotides long. It is a transcript of the gene BRK1, whose product is annotated as BRICK1, SCAR/WAVE actin nucleating complex subunit. Gene Ontology annotation, cellular component: SCAR complex. The transcript is spliced from 3 exons. The record is from RefSeq and is a predicted model, not a curated record. Gene Ontology annotation, molecular function: protein-containing complex binding. NCBI's taxonomy places the organism in Eukaryota, Metazoa, Chordata, Mammalia, Primates, Tarsiidae. Gene Ontology annotation, biological process: regulation of actin polymerization or depolymerization; cell motility; actin filament organization. The coding region runs from base 103 to 330 and encodes 75 amino acids.